This is a messenger RNA of Symsagittifera roscoffensis, 1050 nucleotides long. RefSeq names its product melatonin receptor type 1A-like. Gene Ontology annotation, biological process: cellular response to light stimulus; phototransduction; G protein-coupled receptor signaling pathway. The record is from RefSeq and is a predicted model, not a curated record. Gene Ontology annotation, molecular function: neuropeptide Y receptor activity; G protein-coupled photoreceptor activity. Lineage: Eukaryota; Metazoa; Xenacoelomorpha; Acoela; Convolutidae. The coding region runs from base 1 to 1050 and encodes 349 amino acids. The transcript is spliced from 8 exons. Gene Ontology annotation, cellular component: plasma membrane.
AUGAUUUUACAGAAACAUUUUAUUGAGUAUUCAUCAUCUGAGGCAACCGACUUGCCAGCGACUUCCGACACAUCUUUUUUCAACGACUCUUCAUCCGCUCAUGACCGCAAACACUCAUUCAUCAUCGCGUCCAGAACUGCAGGAAAUGUUCUCAUUUUCGGAGCCGUGGCAGUCGAGAAGUCUCUUCAGAAUGUCGGGAGUGUUUUCAUACUCAAUUUAGCGACUGCAGAUCUGGCAGUGACUUCGUGUGUGAUGCCUUUGGCGAUUGUCAAUUUUGUCCACGGAGGAAUGAAUCCGUUUGGAGAUUUUAUCUGCCAGUUGACUGGAUAUCUUGGACAAGUGUGCUGUACCGUUUCAACCUUCUCUCUGGCUCUGAUUGCGCUGAACAGAUUCUACUUCAUAGUCCGCUUCGGGGAAUAUUCCAGUCUGUUUUCUACUCACAGGACGACCCUGAUGAUAGGGGCCACUUGGGUCAUUGCACUUACUAUGGCCGCCCCUAACCUCCUCGGCUGGGGCCAUAUCAGGUUCGAUCACAAGACCCUGAUCUGUUCAUACGACCGGACAUUCUCCUUCUCCUACACCUGUUUCCUCCUCCUCGCCGCCGUCACUCUGCCAUUCACUGUAACUGUUGCCGCUUAUGUCAAGGUGUUCCGCAAGUUCCACAAAAGCAAGAAGAAGUUCAAAGCGGCGAGGCAGGAGCAAAAACGGGCAGCAAUCAAAGCUGCACAGGCAGGAAACCCAGAUGUGUUGAACAAAAUCUCUCGUUCUGCUCGGAAUGCGAAGAAGAAUCAGUGGCGUCUCAUCAAGUCUCUGCUGCUGGUCACUGUCGUCUUCAACAUCAGCUGGACGCCCUACUCUCUAACUGUCAUCAUAGACUACAACGAUAAAUUACCUGCGCUGUUCCACUUGACAGUGACGUGGAUGUGCAUGUUGAACUCAUGCAUGAACAGUCUGAUCUACGGGGUGAUGAACAAACCCUUCCGCUGUGGAUACAGAAAGAUCGCCUGCUUCUGGAGUCAGAAACUACGUCGAAACACUUCUUCUACAUAG